Messenger RNA from Neoarthrinium moseri, 1797 nucleotides. RefSeq lists its product as uncharacterized. The coding region runs from base 1 to 1797 and encodes 598 amino acids. Gene Ontology annotation, molecular function: FAD binding. The record is from RefSeq and is a predicted model, not a curated record. The transcript has 8 exons. Lineage: Eukaryota; Fungi; Ascomycota; Sordariomycetes; Amphisphaeriales; Apiosporaceae.
AUGGCAGGACAACGGAGCCAGGAGUCAUAUAUUGACGUGAGCAGGCCCAGCCGGAACCCGGGCCCCGAUGGCAUAAUACGGCGAUCCGACCGCACACCCGAUACUCCCCCAGGACUCUCAAGAUACCAACAGAGCGUCUUGCACCAAGGUCGAAUUGAAAUAUUCUUUCUUGACAACAUCAAGAAGUACUCUAAUGACCGAAUCAAGGUGGAACGUGGUGUAGCACCUGCGUCCCUCGAAAUUAACGAAACAGAAGUCAACGACCCUACCGCGUAUCCCCUGACGGUUGAACUGCGACACUUGACAGAAGAGGAGGCAACAGCCAAGCAGCAUGGCGGGGGUGAUGUGUCAGAUGGGCUUUUCCGAAGUACGGGCGAGAUCGUCCAUGCCAAGUAUGUCAUCGGCUGCGACGGCGCUAGUAGUUGGACGCGGCGAACAUUGGGCUUCAAGUUGGAAGGCGAGUCAACCGACUUCAUAUGGGGUGUUAUGGAUAUAAUCCCUUUCACGGACUUCCCGGAUAUUCGCGAACGCACGAUCAUUCACUCUGCCGAGAACGGGAGUCUCAUGGUUAUCCCGCGUGAGAAUAACAUUGUACGGCUGUAUAUCCAACUGGUCGAAGUGAAGCCGGACGCAGCCGGCGCGCGGGCGGAUCGAUCUUCUAUCACACCUAAACAGAUUUUCAACGCUGCCAAAAAAAUCUUUCACCCCUACGAGAUCAACUAUGAUUGGUGCGACUGGUGGACGGCAUACCAGGUUGGCCAACGGGUUGGGACAAAUUUUGACGCCCAUGGCCGUGUAUUCCUUGCCGGGGAUGCCGUUCAUACUCACUCACCCAAAGCCGGCCAAGGAAUGAACGUCUCUAUGCAGGACUGCUACAACCUCUGCUGGAAGAUAGCUUUGGUCACCAAAGGUAUUGCCCAGCCUAGUAUCCUGAAGACCUACCAGAGUGAGCGACGCCGAGUCGCUCAGGAUCUCAUUGAUUUCGAUCAUCGAUUCAGCCGUCUUUUCUCUGGUAGACCUGCGAAGGACAUCAUGGACACGGAGGGCGUGAGCAUGGAUGAUUUCAAAGAGUCGAUCAUGACUGGUCACUUGUUUUUCCAAGGCCUUUCCAUCAACUACGGGCCGAGCAAUCUCGUCACCAAGCCCGGAGACACAGGGAAGCAAGGAGACGGUAGCGAGGUUGCACAGUCAACAAACAUCUCAGCUGAACUGUUUGCCAAGCGACAGGCACUAGCGACUGGUCUUCCCAUCGGUAUGCGAUUUGCAAGCUUCAAGGUCCUGAACCAAUCUGAUGGGCGGCCAUGGCACUUCCAAGAAAGACUCAAGUCUGACGGACGUUUUCGCGUCGUCCUUUUCGCAGGAAACAUUCUGGAUCCGGCCCAGAAAACCCGAGUCGACGAGUUCUGCGCCUCGCUGGAUGCGCCUAAUAGCUUUCUCCGCAGAACCAAGGGCGAGCGCAUCGAUAGCGUGAUAGAAGUGCUCACGGUUCACUCUGCCAGGAGGCAUAGCGUCGAGUUGCUCAGGGACUUCCCCGAGGUCCUGCACCCAUUCGACAACAAAUUUGGCUGGAGCUACGACAGGGUCUACACCGACGACAUCAGCGUACAUGAGGGCUUCGACGAUGCGUACAAGAACUAUGGUAUCGAUAAGGAGAGAGGCUGCGUCGUGAUUGCGAGACCCGACCAAAUCGUUGCCUGGGUUGGUGAGCUAGAGGAUUUCGACGAUUUGCAGGCAUACUUCGAAGCUUGUCUAGUCCUUCCAGAAUCAACCGACGGAGUCAACGGCAAUAGCCCUUGA